AUGAAGUAUGCUUUGAAUGAACAUUAUCAUGGAUAUGCUGAGAUGUGUAAAGAAAAUCUUGAUAUCACAAGAAAAAAUGGCGAUGUCAAAGAAUCUUUUUCUUUCGGAGAAUUUAAUGAUGAAAAUGAAGCAAAGACGCAAAUCUUACCUCCGUUCUUUAAGGAAAGGGCAGAAUUUAUUGCAUCAUUUUUAAAGGUAAGAAAAAAGACAGUUAAUUUUUCUCAUGCUCUUUCUGGACUCUUAUGUUUGAAAAUUUUUCAAAUAUUCGCAAUGGCAUUAGAGAUUCAACAAUCUGAAGAAAUUCAACCACCCAAUACUGAUAAAUGGUUCCCCGUUCCAGUCAUUCCAAAUCAUGUAUUAAUCAAUAUUGGCGAUUGUUUAAGUUUUUGGACAAAAGGUCUAUUUAAAUCUAUUAUGCAUCGAGUUUCAUUUGACAGUGAAAAUUUUAGUUUAGAUAGGCAUAGCAUUGCGUAUUUCUGUAUUGCUGGAUCUGAUAUUAAAUUAGAUCCAAUUCCUUCAAAAUUUAUACCUACAAAUGAAAAAAAUAAGGAUGAAAAAAUUUUAACUGCCGGCGAGCAUUUGAUGCGUAGAGCUAGUGCCGCAUAUGGCAACUAUUAA
Messenger RNA from Racocetra fulgida, 618 nucleotides. Lineage: Eukaryota; Fungi; Glomeromycota; Glomeromycetes; Diversisporales; Gigasporaceae. The record is from the annotation of a GenBank genome assembly.